Stegastes partitus (bicolor damselfish) is the source of this 4325-nucleotide messenger RNA. It is a transcript of the gene enc2, whose product is annotated as ectodermal-neural cortex 2. The record is from RefSeq and is a predicted model, not a curated record. Gene Ontology annotation, molecular function: protein binding. The transcript has 12 exons. Gene Ontology annotation, biological process: ubiquitin-dependent protein catabolic process. NCBI's taxonomy places the organism in Eukaryota, Metazoa, Chordata, Actinopteri, Pomacentridae. Bases 107 to 1876 code for a protein of 589 amino acids. Gene Ontology annotation, cellular component: Cul3-RING ubiquitin ligase complex; cytoplasm.
UUCAUCCACGGAACCGAUGAUUCUGUGAAUUUAACUUUACGCCAAGAAGUAUCAUAAAAGAGAGAUUGCUUCAAGAGACUCACUGGAGGUACCAAACGGAGCUGCCAUGUCGGUGACUGUUCAUGAGAAUCGGAAAUCCCGCACCAGCACAGGCUCCAUGAACAUCUCACUGUUCCACAAGCCUUCCCAUCCCGACAGUGUUCUGACCCACCUGAACACGAUGAGGAAACAGUGCAUGUUCACUGAUGUCACUCUGUGGGCCGGAGAUCGUUCUUUCCCGUGCCACAGGGCAGUCCUUGCGGCAUGCAGUCGUUAUUUUGAGGCAAUGUUCAGUGGAGGACUACGAGAAAGCCUGGACAGUGAUGUCAAUUUCAGAGACAGUAUACAUCCUGAGGUCUUGGAGCUUCUGCUGGACUUUGCCUAUUCUUCUCGAGUCAUCAUAAACGAGGAGAACGCCGAGUCACUGUUAGAGGCGGGCGACAUGUUGCAGUUUCAUGACAUUCGGGAUGCAGCAGCAGAGUUUCUAGAAAAAAACCUGCAUUCCUCCAACUGCCUGGGGAUGAUGCUGUUAUCAGACGCUCAUCAGUGUAAAAGACUAUACGAGCUGUCAUGGCGCAUGUGUCUGCUCCACUAUGAGACGGUAAGAGAAUCAGAGGACUUCUACAGCCUGUCUAAAGAUAAACUGCUGGAGCUGAUUCUUAGUGAUGAACUGGAGAUAGAAGAUGAACAGGUUGUGUUUAACUCUGUGAUGCGGUGGGUUCGAUACGACUUGGAGGGUCGGCGUCUCCAUUUACCAGAGCUGUUGAGGGGCAUCAGGUUGGCUCUGCUGCCGUCUGAAUGUUUGCUGGAAGCUGUAGCUUGUGAAGAGCUGGUUAUGGCUGACAAGAGGAGCAGGUCAAUAGUGGAAGAGGCAAUGCAGUGUAAGAAGAAAAUCCUUCAAAAUGAUGGAGUGGUGACGAGUCCAUGUGCCAGACCACGCAAGGCAGGACACACGCUGCUUAUACUGGGAGGCCAGACCUUCAUGUGUGACAAAAUAUAUCAGGUGGACCAUAAAGCCAAGGAGAUCAUACCUAAAGCAGACCUUCCCAGCCCCAGAAAGGAAUUCAGUGCAUGUGCCAUCGGCUGUAAGGUUUAUGUGACGGGAGGAAGAGGAUCAGAGAACGGAGUGUCGAAGGAUGUCUGGAUCUAUGAUACUGUCCAUGAAGAGUGGUCUAAAGGAGCUCCCAUGCUGAUAGCCAGGUUUGGCCAUGGUUCAGCUGAGUUGGAAAACAGUCUGUAUGUUGUCGGAGGGCAUACAGCAAUAGCCGGAGUUUUCCCUGCCUCUCCAUCUGUCUCCCUAAAACAGGUAGAGCGGUACGACCCUCUCAGCAAUAAAUGGACUAUGAUGGCACCUCUAAGAGAUGGCGUCAGCAAUGCAGCCGUGGUCAGUGCCAAACUGAAGCUGUUUGUUUUUGGGGGGACAACCAUACACAGAGACAAGGCUUCCAAGGUCCAGUGUUAUGACCCCGUGGGCAAUAGAUGGAACAUUGCAGCUGAAUGCCCCCAACCGUGGCGCUACACGGCAGCUGCUGUCUUGGGGAGCCAGAUCUUUAUUAUGGGUGGCGACACUGAAUUCACUGCUGCCUCUGCUUAUCGCUUUGACUGUGAAACCAAUCAGUGGACUCGUGUGGGUGACAUGACGUCGAAACGGAUGAGCUGUCAUGCCGUGGCUUCAGGAAAUAAGCUGUAUGUGGUUGGUGGUUAUUUUGGGACACAGCGGUGUAAAACAUUGGACUGUUAUGACCCCACAUCAGACAGUUGGAACUCCAUCACCACUGUGCCUUAUUCACUGAUCCCCACUGCCUUUGUCAGCACAUGGAAACACCUGCCUGCCUAACUUGGCCACACCAGGACCUACUCAUCAAAGGAAGAGAAACCCUGAGUUGCUGUCCUGCGGUCAGAGGCUGGGCUGAGACGAGAGCAGCAUACAGGACCAAUCCUUACAAAAACGAGCUGCACCUCACGGACUGAAUCGGUUCUGAGUGGUGUGGUCAACAAGCCAACAGCACACCACUCAGGUCUUAACACACAAAGAGACAAUUAUACAAAAUAUGACGCAACCUAGAUAAUGUGAUACAACUCAAACAGACACUUUGAUGAACCUAACUGAUGCACAGAUGCUUUUAUCAGCUGAUGGAGCCCUCGUACAACCGAUGAGUAGUUGUGCGUGUGUGGGUGUGUGUGUUUCUUGAUGAGUCAUGAAAUCCACUACUAAACCAUUCCAGUGUGAAGACAUAAAGCUGUAAGAGCUGCCAAAUGACAUUUACUUCAGUACUUUCCCUUAAAAAUACAGCAAAAUAAAGUAAAUGUACGACCCAAGUCCCAUGUUCCACAUUGACUAUGUUAGUAUUACAAACACAUUUGCACUCAUACAGGAUGAAGUGAGUUUCCAACAAGAGAGAAGCCAAGCUGCUGUCUUUUUGUCAUCUCCUUGAAGAAAACUCAUUUCUUAGGGGUUUGCACAAGUUUUGGUACACAUUUAACGGUCAAUUACGGUAACCGUAAGAGAAUCUGGCUCAACAGCAUUUGAUUGGACGCAUUGUUUUUCAUGGGACUUGAAAGUUAACGGUCAGCUCUCAGGGGAAUAACCGAAAAAUUGUAUUUGUCUAAGUUCCAAAAACUCUGUCUUCAAAAAUCCAUGAGAAAAUAUCAAUUUCAUACAUAUAAUAGCUGCAUAUGUAGCUUUGAAAACAAACUUGACACAUGAAAAUGUUAUGCUUAUUAAACAUGAUUAGCAAUUUGUCUUGCUUUAGUGUUCACUGUUCAUUUUAGAACCGUGUACAUUCAAUUAGGCUGAUUGGAAGUCACAGUUGUACUCUAUCGUUUCAGUGAUAGGUGUGUUCACUUUUGUUGCAUCGAGUUUGUAUUUUAAAUAUAGUCCGACUGAAGUGUUUGUUUUUGAUUGGUCACGAGAAGGAACUUAGAAUUAAUGCAAUUAUUGAGAGAUACAAUUGUAAAUCAUGUGACGCAAGUCAUCGUCAAGCAUUCCACACAAACUUGAAUCUGUCAUUUAUGUAUUCACUACGCAUACGGGCAGUUUUCUACUACAUAGUAAUAGUAAUAUUGAGUUGUAAGUCCAUGUUAUCAAUUCUCACUAAAGAUUCAGACACACUACAUGCAAUGAAUAGGCAAUGUAGUCGAUUACACAGUGACCACUUCUGUUAAGUAUUACUGUUCGGCGAUUCACGGCCAGAGCUUACCUGACUGUUAACAAGCAUUUUAGCACAAGUCAACACUAAAAAAAAAACAUUGAACGUUCCAUCAUGAAUCUUAGGGUGAAGGCUGUAGUCUGAAAACUGGAGCCCAAACAAUCUUUUAAAAUAAUUUCCUUCUUACAUUUUUUUUUUUUUUUUAUGUGUGUGCCAAAGUGUUUUGCUCAGCUCUACAACUGCAUUUUUCAAUAAGUUACGCCAAGCGAAAGUGUUACUAAAUCCACUCUAGAGUGUGAUCUGUGGAUUUGAUUCAGAUACACAUUUGACAGUUUACUGUAUAAAGUUGCACAUGCUGUCCUUAGUAUUUCCAGUAGCAUGUUUUAGUGUUCAAGGAAUGUGUGAAACUGAAAGAUAACAUUAGAAUUGUGGGAUCAGAUUGGUAUUGCUAUAUCAGUCAUAGAAACAUAGGUUUAAUGUCCAAAAACACAGUGUUUGUGGUUUUAUUGGACGAAUAUGAGAAGCACAGAACAGCUUUAUGUUUAACAUGUCCUGCAGAAACCAUCGCUGCCAAAGUGCUGUGGAACAAGAAGCUGAAGUUUAAUUUGUUUUUCUUUAUAAUACCUAUGCAAUUUUGAUAUAUUUAUCAAUGCAGCAUCAGCAGUGCUUUGUCUUUGUCCCACGAGUGUAAACUAGUACCUGCAUGCUGGAGAUAACACCAGCUGUCACACUAUACAAACUGGCACAACAUGGAUCUUCAAGGUUUCUGCAGCACACAGAUACAUCGUGGCUGAUAUAUUGUAUUGUCUUUGUGGUACUGUACAGUAUUUGCAGGUGUUGUCAUUCUGAUAUUCUUCAACUGAUCAAAGCUGUUGUGACAUUUUUUGAGUUGCGUUUCCCUGGAUUUGAUUUACUUUCUCAAGUUGGAUUUCUGCUCAGAAGUAAAGAUGUUCUAGAAUACUCUUAAGCAUGAUCCUAAUGAUUAAUGAAAUCAGAGGUGAGAAAGAACAUGUUUUUUUUUAAAGAAGUGAACAUUUUUGAAAAGAUUUGGGAGGUUAAAAACGAAGUGAAAGAAUAAAAGUGUAAGGUGCUGUUUGUUUUUACUGGUGACAAUAAACAUUGACUCACUUUGUAAAA